Messenger RNA from Herpailurus yagouaroundi (jaguarundi), 2813 nucleotides. RefSeq names its product centrosomal protein 95 (gene CEP95). Lineage: Eukaryota; Metazoa; Chordata; Mammalia; Carnivora; Felidae. Gene Ontology annotation, cellular component: spindle pole; centrosome. The coding region runs from base 188 to 2644 and encodes 818 amino acids. The transcript is spliced from 20 exons. The record is from RefSeq and is a predicted model, not a curated record.
AGAAAGGAAGUCCUCCUGUGAUGACCAAUCAGCAGCGAGAAGCCGUUCUAAAGGCCCACCCUCUUUCUCCCCCAGCCCUUUCGUUUCGUUCCCCCACCUCGGCGGUGCGUCUGCGCUGUUCGGCCCUUGCAGGACGCCGUCCAUCGCGCGCCCAGUUGGGAGUCUAGCGGCAACCUGCCUCCGUGAUAUGGCCGGCUCAGAGGCUGAGUGGAUAACCGUUGCCAAUAACCUUCUUUUGAAAUGUCACAUACACCUGAGGAUACGAGAACUGGAAGACUGUGAUGCUAAUGUUUUUAUUGCUCUUUAUCAAUCCAUUUUGGGAGAAAAGGUACCAGACCUCAUAGCUAUUCCCAGGAGUCAAGAGGAUGAAGCUCACAAUGUACAAGCAGUAAUUGAUUCCCUGGCCUUGGAUUACCUGCAAGUCAGCUUGUCUCACAUAACAGGAGAAAAUAUAGUGAAGGGAGAUAAAGAAUCUAUUAAGAAUCUGCUAGAAAUCUUUGAUGGGUUGCUGGAGUAUCUUACAGAACACAUCAGUGAGACAUCUCACGAAAAAAGUGAAACUGGACAGAGUUUUAAAGAAUUCCAUCAAGGAGAACCUUUAGAAGAGCCAGAAAGUACUAAGGCAUCCAAAUCAUCAUGGAAAAAGGUUUCUUUUGGGAGGUGCUCCUUGUCAUCUGAGGCUUUGGGCCCCUCUUGGGAUGGAGAUGAAACAGAAUCCACUGGUGAAGUAAUUAGACUCGGAGACACAGCACACACCUUUUCUCUAAGAAGUAAUGGUGCCGAAGGCCAUAACCAAAUGCAGUCCAAAAAAGCCCCAACUCUAUUACAUGAAGAAGUGCUACACCCUCCCUCAUCUAGUUUUUUGUCCAAGAGUAGGACAUCCUUUGUUGAAGACAUGGAAAUUCCUUCUGUGGAUGUGAUUCCAAGUGCUAGGAAACUAGGGGAGCCUAUUCAAUCAGCUAUUCCUUUACAUCCACCCUACCACCCUUCAGAGCCUCGAGCACCCUGUCCCAUAGGAAAAGAAUACUUGCGCUCAAGUCACAUCUCCCCUGCUGUGAAUUCUACUGGAGAGGGCACUGCAUUUUCUGUGGAAUCAGAUAAUAGAGUUCUCUUAACUUCUGAGUUGCCUAAAGAUAGCAAACAGGAAAUGGUUUCAGCUCAGAUCCAAAGCCCUAGGACAAGGAAACUUCCCACAGGAAAAAGAUAUGAAGGUAGACCUACAGUCUCAUCCUGGGAUUCACCCUUCUCCCAGAGGGCAAGGAAGAGGUUAACAGAACAAGAAAUACACGCAGUUUCCGAGAAACUCUCUCAACGGCUCUCUGAACUAGAUUGGAUGUUAAAAAGUGCCCUGGGUGAUCGAAUUAAAGAAAAGACUGGCUACGAAGAUGAUGAUAUUGGAAAUGAAGAGAUGGAGAGUGGAAAUGAUGAGACACUGUCUCAACACAGUGACAGCAUCAUGGAGUAUGGGCCGAAGAAGCGAAGGCCAGGAGUUCCUAUGCAUAGAAGGCCACCCUACAGAUCUCAUUCGCUCUCUCCAUCUCCAGUUAACAAAAACACACAGUUCCAUAUGGAGAGAAAACGGCAGCGAAAGCCUAAAGAGGCAGAUAUCCACCAAUUCCAAGCAAAGGCAAUAACGGAAGCAUUUGAAAGGGAGCUAAGAAGAAAUAAAGUUCAAGAGAAUAUUGGAUCUCUAGGAAUAAAUAAUGAUGAGGAAACAGAGAAAAUAUACAGAGAAGCUGUUCAUAAAGGAACUCCAACAAAACGUAGUCAGCCCUGGAAGACUUACUCUAGAAAGACCACAACUCCAAGUCCAAGAGGUGGCUUGCCAAAGCCAAAUAAAGCAGUUCCAAUGAAAGUGAAUGAACACAGCCUCUUGCCCCUCAUGCUGGAGCAGUUUCCAUUUCUCUAUGUUUCUGGUGAAACACUAAGCAAAAUGUGGAAACAGCAAAUUACACAGGUUGAACAGCUCAGAAAAGAUGCAUGUGGAGAAAAUCGAUCAAAGAAGAAACUCCAGGAUGAAAUAGAAGAAGCCUUAAAAAAGCAUGACCUCCUUACUGUACUUGUCAAGAAAGAAUAUGAACAUAACAAGAGACUGCAAGACUUCAAGGACCGCAUUCAUAGGCAGAGGUUGACACAGUCAAAGAUAAAGGAAAAUCGGCAGCAGAUUGUCCGUGCCCGAAAAUACUACGAUGAGUACAGAGUUCAGUUGCGUGCGAAAAUGAUGAGAAUGAGGACCCGGGAAGAAAUGAUAUUUAAGAAGUUGUUUGAAGAAGGUUUACAAAUUCAAAAGCAAAGAUUACGAGACCUAAGAAACUAUGCCAAAGAAAAGCGAGCUGAACAAAAGAGACAGCACCAGAAUGAACUGGACUCCAUGGAGAACUACUAUAAAGACCAGUUUUCAUUGCUGGCAGAAGCCAUAUCACAAGAACGCCAGGAACUCAAAGCCAGAGAGAGAUCCCAGGCACAGACACUAUAUAAGGUGAAGAGGGAGCUGAGGUCGAAGAUGGAGAAGGAGAUUCAACAACUUCAGUGCAUGAUCACCCAGGAUGACGACGAUGCUUUCUUCCGGGAACUGGAAGCUGAGCGCUUCAGAUCGCGCCUUCAUCUGGCUUCUUUUCAGUACAGUAAAAAUCCCUUCCCGUGAGACCAGAUUUUGUAAGUGAAGUUUCUGGAGGACGUUACCAGGACAGAGCUAGAACUGAGCCAGUAGACACUCGAAACCAGGAGACUCCUUUUCAGAUGCUUUACUUAUACAUUCAUUCCAGUACUUUUUAUGACAUGAUUUUUUUAAAUAAAAAUUUUCUUGAAGUACA